AUGGCCGAACAGCAAUCCGCGGCGGCGGCAUCAGCCCCUCUGCUCGGCAGCGCGCGGAACCACCCUACCGCAGAUGCAGGGACGUAUCACGACAGCCGUGAUGGCGGCCACACCCACGACAACUACUACGACAACGACGACGGCUACAACAUGGAGGAUGAGGGCGUCUCGACAUGGCGCCGCGCCUGCGCCCGCGCCUUGGCCUCGCGCCGCAAGCACUUUCUCGUCAUGGGCGUCGUCGCACUCGACGUCGCGACGCUGCUGGCCAACAUCUUUAUCCAGCUCAUCGCCUGCGAGACGCACCAGGCCGACGAGCCGUGGGUCGUGACGGUGACGACGACGCUCGAGGUGGUGGGCUUGGUAUUUAGCACUGCCUUUAUGCUUGAACUGCUGGCGUGCAUAUACGCCUUUGGAUGGAGAUACCUCUCGUCCAGGUUUCACCUUUUCGACUCCGCCAUCAUCGUCCUCAGCUUCCUGGUUGAUAUUAGCCUGCGCGGCCCAGCCGAGUCCAUUGGCUCCCUGCUCGUCGUCUUGCGUCUGUGGAGGCUCGCCAAAAUUUCCGAGGAGGUCGUCCUGGGCGCGACGGAGCGCAUGGAGAUGCUUGAGCACCACAUUGACGACAUCGAGGCCGAGAACAAGCAUCUCCGCGCCGCGGUAGCCAAGGCCCAAGAUCAAAGCCGUGAGACAAGGGCACGGCAUUCCUCUGUAAACUGA
Messenger RNA from Akanthomyces muscarius, 714 nucleotides. RefSeq lists its product as uncharacterized. Gene Ontology annotation, cellular component: plasma membrane. NCBI's taxonomy places the organism in Eukaryota, Fungi, Ascomycota, Sordariomycetes, Hypocreales, Cordycipitaceae. Gene Ontology annotation, molecular function: voltage-gated proton channel activity. Gene Ontology annotation, biological process: proton transmembrane transport. The transcript has 2 exons. Bases 1 to 714 code for a protein of 237 amino acids. The record is from RefSeq and is a predicted model, not a curated record.